This is a messenger RNA of Venturia canescens, 1026 nucleotides long. It is a transcript of the gene TpnCI, whose product is annotated as troponin C, isoallergen Bla g 6.0301. The record is from RefSeq and is a predicted model, not a curated record. Lineage: Eukaryota; Metazoa; Arthropoda; Insecta; Hymenoptera; Ichneumonidae. The transcript has 6 exons. The coding region runs from base 193 to 651 and encodes 152 amino acids. Gene Ontology annotation, cellular component: myosin II complex. Gene Ontology annotation, molecular function: calcium ion binding.
GAACGACGCCGCGCACCGCCAGUAUCCAAAACACUUUAGUCAAUCCUCGGCCGCCCUUAACAACACAACACUUUUUUCAAAACUCCAGAAGUCAGUUGUUCUUUAAUAUUUUUUUUUUAUACCCCUAGGAUAUUAAGUUAUAAACUUUCAUCGAUCAGUGUAAUCUUGUUGUAACACGUGAACACUGUCAAAAUGGCCGACGAGCUGCCCGCGGAGCAAAUUGCAGUGUUGCGCAAAGCAUUCGACAGCUUCGACAGAGAGAAGAGCGGAAGUAUUCCGACCGACAUGGUCGCUGAUAUUCUCAGACUCAUGGGGCAGCCUUUCAACAAGAAGAUUCUUGACGAACUCAUCGACGAAGUUGAUGCGGACAAAUCCGGAAGAUUGGAAUUCGACGAGUUCGUAACGCUCGCGGCGAAAUUCAUCGUUGAGGAUGACGCGGAAGCUAUGGAGAAGGAAUUGCGGGAAGCGUUCAGGCUCUACGACAAAGAAGGCAACGGAUACAUCCCUACGACGUGUUUGCGGGAGAUCCUGAGGGAACUCGAUGACCAACUCACGGACGAGGAACUGGACAUAAUGAUCGAAGAAAUUGAUUCCGAUGGAUCGGGAACCGUCGAUUUUGAUGAAUUCAUGGAAAUGAUGACCGGAGAAUAAGAAGAUACUCAUGCCAAAAUAAGCGUCGUGUUAAUAUCGCAAAAAACACAAUCAUCUGUGCCAAAGUAACGUCAAUCAAGCAAUUUGGAUCCAUCGAAGUAAUUGAUCGAGUUGAUACGAUCACAAACUGCGAUCAACGCUGCGACAUGAGACUUCGUUUACAAGACCAAUUGUAUAAUCAAUCACAAAUUAAUAACUAUUUAUGAUAUUUAUUAUUUUUUUCUUCUCUCUGCUACAAUGUAAAAGAAAACAAACAAAAUAUCCUUUCGUACGCCCGUCAAUUUUUUUGUUAUCACAUAGGACACACUGAACUGUCACGCGAAUGGUGCCUGCGAUAUUUCCAGGGACAGUGUUUAUUGUUGUUAAUAAAACUCA